AGAGAGAGAGAGAGAGCGCGCUUAGCGCGAGACGUGCGCGAGCGCUGGUUUCCUUCCGACUCCACUGCUGUCCUUCAUCUACACGGUGGCGGCUGGAGUUUGGAGGUGACUCUCCGGUGUUGGGUGAAGUCAGAUUUUGAAGUGCAUGCCUUCCCUGAAUAAAAGGUAUUCACUUAUGGACUUGCCAAUGAAUGAUCAACGUGUGGAUACCAUUAUCCAGAACUUUGACAUCAGGUGACAAUACUAGAAAACUCCAAUGGAGACUAAGUUGGACAAUCAAGUUAAUAAAAUUCUCCAAGGUCAUGCCAGCUUCAAUUUCACAACAUAUUUAAAUGGAUCCCUUUCCCUCCACCAUCAUGUAAACAAUGCAGUGCUGGGGAUCAUUCUGGCCAUGUUGUGUCUCCUGACGAUCAUCAUGAACAUCCUGGUUCUUGUAGCUGUGAGAAAAGAACGUACUUUACACACCGUGGGGAACCUUUACAUCGUCAGCCUCUCUUUAGCAGAUCUAAUAGUUGGGGCGACGGUGAUGCCACUCAACCUUGUCUAUCUACUGGAGGACGAAUGGAAACUUGGUCGUGUGGUGUGUCAAUUCUGGCUGGUAAUGGAUUAUGUGGCUAGCACGGCCUCCAUUUUCAGUUUGUUUAUCCUUUGCUUGGACAGAUACCAGUCUGUCAGGCACCCGUUAAGGUAUCUGAAAUACAGAACGCGAGGAAGAGCGACACUAAUGAUUUGUUUUGCUUGGCUUCUCUCCAUGAUGUGGAUUAUACCCAUUUUGGGAUGGAGGAUGUUUGCUAAUGUUGACCGGAAACCUGAACUAGAGAGCAAGUGUGACACAGACUUUCGCUUCGUCACAUGGUUUAAAGUGCUGACUGCCAUUCUCAACUUUUACAUCCCUUCAUUCUUGAUGCUGUGGUUCUAUUCACAGAUUUUCAUUGCUGUUCGUGAACAUUACAGGCAAUGGGAGAGUGUUACUAUUGCUAAGGUUGUGGCAGAUGAAGAGCUAAAUGUGCAAAGCUUAAAAAAUCAGAGAACUUUCUGUAAAAUGGCAGAGGAAGAGAAUCUAGCCUUGCAGACUUACUCUCAGAAAGACGGUAUGUUAGAUCAGUAUACUCUGGAGCAGCUAUACAUCUCAAGGGACACCAAUGAGGAAAAUGGUGAAUCUGUUGCUGAAAAAAAGCCCAAAAACAGGAAAACUUCAUUUUUCAAAAUUACAAAACCUAAGAAGAAAACUGUGAGGGACCCCCAUGAGGUUUCGUCAAUAAACCAGGAGGAAAAUUCAGAAACACCUUCAAAGGAUUCAUCAUUAGCUCUCGGCUUUUUGCAACAUGAGGACAAUGCAGAUGUCAAAAUGUUUGUAUCUGUUACCGAUUGUAACGUAUUAGUGCCGAAUUCGGUUGCUAACAUUUGUGAAAUAACUCCCAAGACUGAUGUUCACAAACACAUUACCAUACUCUGUAAUGAUGAUGCUAAUGCACAGUCGCCUGUAUCGCAAGGGUCAUGGAUGCACGACGAUGGUCCAGGUAUAGACUGUAGCAACACCCUGACUUUGAAGCAAACAUGGCAGAAAUUCUGCGAGCAGUCCAAGCAGUGUGUCCAGAACAUGCGCGUUCAUAAGGAACGGAAAGCGGUGAGGCAGUUGGGCUUCAUCAUUGGUGCCUUUAUGGUGUGCUGGAUCCCAUAUUUUAUCACCUUCAUGGUCAUGGCACUGUGCAACACAUGCGUACAUCACGACCUCCACAUGUUCACUAUAUGGUUGGGCUACAUCAACUCCACCCUCAACCCCUUUAUUUAUCCACUUUGCAAUGAAAAUUUUAAACGCGUAUUUAAAAAGUUCUUUCGUAUAAAGCAGUGAUUUGUGUUGUUGAAGAUUGUGUGUGUCCGGGGAAGCAUUGUUAUUUUGCCCUUAUGUAUGUAAUUGUGUAUUUUUAUGGGUUGUAGACUUUGUUUGGACUGUUAUAGUAUUUAUACUUAUGUUUAUUGGCUUUUUUGGUGCUAGCCAGUGUUGUUGUAUGUUUGUAAUCUGCAUCAGAUUAAGGCGUCAGUACAAAUACUGAUGGUAAACGUUAAAUACAUUCUCUGUGAGUUUCGGUGGUUUAAAUGUUUGCUUGCUUUUUUCACUUAACAGGCAUUGUUAAGUUGUGUCUUUUGCUUUUGUCACAUUUUGCAGGUAUAUUGUGCUUGUCUGCACAGUUGACAAAAUAAUCUGAGGUUUUAUGGAAUAAAAAUGUAUAAAUAG
Silurus meridionalis is the source of this 2236-nucleotide messenger RNA. It is a transcript of the gene hrh1, whose product is annotated as histamine receptor H1. Gene Ontology annotation, molecular function: histamine receptor activity; neurotransmitter receptor activity; G protein-coupled serotonin receptor activity. Bases 257 to 1852 code for a protein of 531 amino acids. Gene Ontology annotation, cellular component: membrane; dendrite. The transcript is spliced from 4 exons. Gene Ontology annotation, biological process: regulation of vascular permeability; G protein-coupled receptor signaling pathway, coupled to cyclic nucleotide second messenger; positive regulation of vasoconstriction. The record is from RefSeq and is a predicted model, not a curated record. NCBI's taxonomy places the organism in Eukaryota, Metazoa, Chordata, Actinopteri, Siluriformes, Siluridae.